AAUGAAACUUUAGAGAGCCUCACUUGCUGCUCAGAGCUGAAAUGGAGCUGCCAGGAAAUCAAAUGGAUUUUGUAAAAUUCUCUUGUUCCAUCUGUUUGGAUCUACUCAAGGAUCCGGUGACUAUUCCCUGUGGACACAGCUACUGUAUGAACUGUAUUAAAGAUUACUGGGAUAGAGAAGAUCAGAGGAGAAUCCACAGCUGCCCUCAGUGCAGACAGACCUCCAAACUGAGGCCUGUUUUGGUGAAGAACAUCAUGUUAGCAGAGUUAGUGGAGGAUCUGAAGAAGACUGGACUCCAAGCUGCUCCAGCUGAUCACUGCUAUGCUGGACCUGAAGAUGUGGCCUGUGAUGUCUGCACUGGGAGGAAGAUGAAAGCUGUCAAGUCCUGUCUGGUCUGUUUGGUUUCUUACUGUGAGAAACAUCUCCAGCAUCACUAUCAGGUCCCUGCACUGAAGAAGCACAAGCUUUUCAACCCUUCCAAGAAGCUCCAGGAGAACAUCUGCACUCAUCACGAUCAGGUGAUGAAAAUCUUACUUAAUGAAUUUGAAACAGUCUCAGCUGCAGCAGAAAGGACUGAGAAGCAGAAGGAGCUCCAGGUGAGUCGACAACAAAUCCAGCAGAGAAUCCAGGACCAAGAGAAAGAUCUGAAGCUGCUUCAACAGGAGGUGGAGACCAUCAAUGUCUCUGCUGAUAAAGCAGUGGAGGACAGUGAGAAGAUCUUCACUGAGAUGAUCCAUCUCAUCCAGAAAAGAAGCUCUGAUGUGAAGCAGCAGAUCAGAUCCCAGCAGGAAACUGAAGUGAGUCGAGUCAAAGAUCUUCAGGAGAAGCUGGAGCAGAAGAUCACUGAGCUGAAGAGGAAAGAUGCUGAACUGGAGCAGCUCUCAAACACAGAGGAUCACAACCAGUUUCUCCACAACUACCCCUCACUGUCAGCACUCAGUGAGUCUACACACUCAUCCAGCAUCAAUAUUCGUCCUCUGAGAUACUUUGAGGAUGUGACAGCAGCUGUGUCAGAGCUCAGAGAUAAACUACAGGACAUCCUGAGAGACACAUGGACAAACAUCUCACUGAGAGUCAGAAAAGAGAAGGUUUUACUGGCAGAACCAGAACCAGAACCAAGGACCAGAGCAGAGUUCUUGAAAUAUUCACAUGAAAUCACUCUGGAUCCAAACACAGCACAUUUACACCUUUUACUGUCUAAGGACAGAAAAGUGACUUUUAUGAAGAAAGCUCAGUCUUAUCCUGAUCAUCCAGAGAGAUUCACAUUUUAUGAUCAGGUCCUGAGCAUCCAGAGUCUGACUGGACGCUGUUACUGGGAGGUGGAGUUUAGAUGUGAAGCAAUUUAUGUUUCAGUCGCCUUCAAGGACAUCAGCAGAGAUGGGACUUCAGAUGAAUGUAUGUUCGGCUUUAAUGACAAAUCGUGGGUGUUACGUUGUUACACAAAGGGUUACACAUUUUUGCACAACAGAGUUAAGACUCCAGUAUCAGGUCCAGUUUCCUCCAGAGUAGGAGUGUAUCUGGACCACAGAGCAGGUAUUCUGUCUUUCUACAGCGUCUCUAGAACCAUGACUCUCCUCCACAGAGUCCAGACCACGUUCACUCAGCCUCUACAUGCUGGGGUCCGGCUUUUUGACGAGGGAGACUCUGCUGAGUUCAAAAUACUUCAAUAAAAAGCAACCAGUGUUUGAAUUGUCUCCAAAUGUAAACCAAUCAGAUAUGGUAGAGUGAGGAUGUUUAGAUGUUUUGUUUUUUAUAUUUUUAGUGAUUUUCAGGAUUUUAGUGAAACAACAUGACUCAAAUUACUCAAAGACAUACUGUAUGUAAGAAUGACGUGUUUUGAUUCUGAUUCGGCCGCGGACGCCUCAAAUGUGACCUUUCACCCACUUUCCACUGCUUUCUUUGACCUUUUAGUUUAGUCCAGGACUUCUUCUGAGGGCAUCUACACUGAUUUGAACUAGAACCUCUCUUAUCUUGAGCCAGAUCAAAAUGAUAGUAUAGUUUUCAGUCUUUAGGCUGAUUUUGAUAGAUUAUGAGGCUGAUUUAUGAAUGUUUAAUGUAGUUUAUAAACUCACAGUUAAAACUAGAAAACUGUCUUGAAAUGUGAGAUAAAUGUAGAGUCUUUGCUUGAUGAAAACACCUGUUAUGUUGUUUAGAUCGUUUUUACCUAUUUGUGUUUUGUGCACCAGUACGACUCAGUUUAUUGUUUUCUAGUGAAUCCAUGUCCUUUCCAGUUUUUACAAAUUAUUUCAUCUUUGACAUUUCAGGUUAACAGUAUUAUUCUACUGCUGCUGAGUUUUUCAGCUAAUUAUGUCUAAGCUUAUUGAUUAUCAAAUUAAAUUAAUGCCGUGAUGUAUUCAGUGGUUGGCAACAGUAGAAGCUGCUCUAGCUUUUCUUUUUUAUAUCUGAGCGUAUCUUGAAUAUGUUUGGGUUUAAAAGUGUUAAAAAUGAUUAAAAUAAAUCCAAAGGAAUUAAAAUGAUUUCUGAACCAUCA
Molecule: messenger RNA, 2491 nt
Organism: Girardinichthys multiradiatus
Lineage: Eukaryota; Metazoa; Chordata; Actinopteri; Cyprinodontiformes; Goodeidae
Product: tripartite motif-containing protein 16-like
Exons: 1
Coding region: 42-1670 (542 amino acids)
Molecular function (GO): protein binding
Source: RefSeq, a predicted model, not a curated record